CGUCAAACUUUUGCUUUUGGAUUCGGCGCCGUGUGACAUUAUAAAGAAUUUUAUAAGGCUGUAUUGGAGCAAAAUGGUUAGGUUUACUUUCGUUUAUUUUUUAAAGUCUUUUACUGAUAUUGUGACUUAUGCUACCCUGCUGUAUACUUUAUUUCAAAACAAUUAUGUGGUUGUUUGUACUACGCUAACCGCAUUUAAGCGUUCUGCAAACCUGGGGGUUCCAAUUCGAUCAGCAAUCGGACGAGAUACUCGGUUUGUACCUUGGGAAAACUCUACCGCCAUAUUAUACCGGCUUGAUCCUGCUUAUUCCGCUGGAGAACUUGCUCUUAUUCAACAGGCCAUGACUCAGAUAUCAUCAGACAUGAAAGGUUGCAUCCGGUUUCAACCUUACUCGGUGGAAAUCAACAAUGGAAUGGAUUUUCUCUAUAUUUCCAGAACGCUGAACUCCGGGAGUACUAUGCCGACGUGCUUCUCUUUCCCUGGAAGGGUGGUAUCACAAGACGGUGCAGGGCAAAAGGUGGCAUUAUUCAACAGUCCUAACGGGAACGGGUGCAUGGAUUCCGUACGCGAUGUAAUGAAAUUUUUAGCACAUGCUCUUGGGCUUCGCAACGAGUAUAACAGGCCGGACAGAGACAAGUACAUCACCGUGUUCACAAAUAAUAUCAAAUCAGAAAUGCGGUCGCUAAACUUAUUCAUGAAGUAUACGCCGGAUCAAGUGGAUUAUCUCAAUACGGAAUUCGAUUAUAACAGUAUAACAAUGCCAAGCCCAACAAAAUAUGCAAACCCAGGAAGCGUCAUCUUUGCGUCAAGCCGCUCAGGACAAGGAUUUGGAAAUCUUCCAAGAUUGAGCCAAAGUGACUGCAUUGGAAUCGGACUCCAGUACACCCAAUGCAAUUUCGCAACGUGUAGCGAUCCAUACCUCCGCACUUCCGGUUCAAGAAACAGUAUUGCUGCAGCGUCCCGAGCAGGAGGUUCAAGCGUUAUUUUUGGAUUAGCCAUGAAAUCGGAAGGAAAUGAUUCAUAACUCAUAAAAGGAUUUGAAUUCCAUCAUUCGUGAAACUGCUUUUUGUGAUAUUAUGUACCUAAUUAGUAAUGCAUGUAUGUCCGUUUAAAAUGAAGACCGAAUUACUAAGGUCAAAUAUACUUCUUUGAAGUGUCUGUUGCAUUUUCUACUUUUUACUCCAGAUUG
Molecule: messenger RNA, 1189 nt
Organism: Paramacrobiotus metropolitanus
Lineage: Eukaryota; Metazoa; Tardigrada; Eutardigrada; Parachela; Macrobiotidae
Product: embryonic protein UVS.2-like
Exons: 10
Coding region: 74-1024 (316 amino acids)
Biological process (GO): proteolysis
Molecular function (GO): zinc ion binding; metalloendopeptidase activity
Source: RefSeq, a predicted model, not a curated record